GGCGGGGCCUGGGCUGGGGUUAGAGGAGGGCCCCUCCCGAGGGGGCGGGCCGUAGUGAGGCUAAUGGCAGUUCAGGAGGCGGGGCUUGGCAUGGGCGGAGUCUGACAGUUGAGGGGAUACUGUGAUGGGACGCGGCUGGGUUUUGGGAGGUGGGGCUUAGUGGGUCUGGGCGAGGCCCGCUUCCCGCUAGCCUGGAAACGAACGUUAAGAGGGUGGAGCCAAUGAGGCUGGGAGUGGCUUCAUGGGGGCAAGGCUUGUCUUAGGGUUGAGGCAAGGCCGUCGUAGGUGUGUCAGUGAGGAAGUAGACGCAGAAGAAGCUGAGUGAGGCAGCUGCACAAUACAACCCAGAGCCUCCGCCUCCACGCACCCAUUACUCCAACAUUGAGGCCAAUGAGAGUGAGGAGGUCCGGCAGUUCCGGAGGCUCUUUGCCCAGCUGGCUGGAGAUGACAUGGAGGUCAGUGCUACAGAACUCAUGAACAUUCUCAACAAGGUCGUAACCCGACACCCUGAUCUGAAAACUGAUGGUUUUGGCAUUGACACAUGUCGCAGCAUGGUGGCCGUGAUGGAUAGUGACACCACAGGCAAGCUGGGCUUCCAGGAAUUCAAGUACUUGUGGAACAACAUCAAAAAGUGGCAGGCCAUAUAUAAACAGUUUGAUGUUGACCGUUCAGGUACCAUUGGCAGCAGUGAACUCCCAGCAGCCUUUGAGGCAGCAGGGUUCCACCUGAAUGAACAUCUCUACAACAUGAUCAUCCGGCGCUACUCAGAUGAAGGAGGGAACAUGGAUUUUGACAACUUCAUCAGCUGCCUGGUCAGGCUGGAUGCUAUGUUCCGUGCCUUCAAAUCUCUUGACAAGGAUGGCACUGGACAAAUUCAAGUGAACAUCCAGGAGUGGCUGCAGCUGACGAUGUAUUCCUGAAUGAGAACCCCAGACCUGCCCCCUCAUUGCCUUGCUAUAGGAGUCCCCUUGGAUUCUUCCGUCUCUCCCAGGGCUGAGCCAGUCUGCAGUGUCGCCUUCAUGGGUCCUACUGGCCCACAGGUCUUUCGGUUCCCCCAGCCCUUGGCACUCGGCUUUUCAGUCAACAGCCAGGGCCCGACAUGCCCCGACGUGCCAUGCCCUGAGUUACCCCUGGCUCUGAGACACUCUAACACACCCUGCUCCAAGGGUUACCCCACGCCCAGCACACCCAUCCCACACCCACUCCAUAACCCCUCUCAUGUACAUGUGCCAAACCCAACAGUUAUGUUGCUUCCACACCCCAAGGGCCCUUCCCUCAGUUCUGGGAGGCUCCCUCCAGUCCCUACACACUCUGGCACACCUGUUCACAGUUACUACCCCGGCCGAACUCCAGGCCAUAAUAGGCCCAGGAGCCCCUGUGCCUUUGUCUCUACUCUGCUCUCAGCCUGCCAGGCCCAGGAGGAAAUAAAAGCACCCCAGUUGCUGCUGUCUCUGA
Molecule: messenger RNA, 1455 nt
Organism: Panthera uncia (snow leopard)
Lineage: Eukaryota; Metazoa; Chordata; Mammalia; Carnivora; Felidae
Gene: CAPNS1
Product: calpain small subunit 1
Exons: 10
Coding region: 450-920 (156 amino acids)
Molecular function (GO): calcium ion binding
Source: RefSeq, a predicted model, not a curated record